UCUUGAAUGGCAUGGUUCUUUACUCUUUAGUGCGUUGACGACAAGAAAUGGCGAUAAUUGAUGAAAAUAAUAGUGUUGUGUCGCAUGUAAGCUGUUAAAGAUUAAUCUUCAAGUGCAAUUAGCACACUUAUUCCAAUGAAUAUGGACGCCGUCAAGGCAUUUAAUUCGGAGCUAUCUGCUCUUUACGAUGUCAAACCACCAAUUUCAAAGGCAAAAAUGAACUCACUGACCAGAGGAGCAAUAAAAGCUAUUAAAUUUUAUAAGCACGUUGUACAGAGUGUAGAGAAGUUCAUUCAAAAAUGCAAACCGGAAUAUAAGGUGCCUGGUUUAUAUGUAAUAGAUUCAAUAGUAAGACAGUCAAGACACCAAUUUGGAGUUGAAAAAGAUGUUUUUGCACCAAGAUUCGCUAAGAACAUGCAAACAACUUUCUUAAAUCUAUUAAAAUGCCCGACCGAAGAUAAAAGUAAAGUUAUAAGGGUUUUAAAUUUAUGGCAAAAAAAUUCAGUAUUUCCACCAGAAGUGAUCCAACCUUUGUUCGACUUAGCUGAUCCUAACCAUCCUAUUCAUAAGGAACAGGCAAUUAAUUCCAAUGGAGCAAUCAAUACAUCAUCUAAUAAUUUAGGAGGUCUAGGUUCUCUUACGAAAACAUCUCCAGGCGUUAAAGGCACUCCAAAGGAUCAGAAAAUCUUUACAGCUAAACCAAUUGAUCCAGCCUGGUUAGCUCAAACCAAAUUAGAAACUGCUAAUAUGGUAAAUGCUAAUAAAUUAUUGGGACAAUCGAGUGCUAAUCAGGUAGAUGUUUCAUUCCUCGAUCAAUUACAACAUCUUCAACAGAUAUUAUUGAAGAAGCAAGAAGCUGUAAAUGAAGCUCAAUCUUCAGUUAAAUUUGACAAGAAACUUCUUGAUUUUGAUUAUGGAGAGGAAGAAGAUGAUGAUGUUAUGGUAGCUAAUUCGCCAGCUACAGCUGCCUCUGCUGUUAAUCAACACAACGCUGUUUCAACGGGUAGUCUUGAGAGUCUAGGAUUAUUGUUAGCUAAUCCAGAAGUUCUUCGACAGCUUCAAACACUCCAACAAACGAUGCAAAAUAAUGUUGCAUCAGCACAACAUGAAAUGGAAGAAAAAAUGCGUAAAUUACAACAAAUGAAACAGCAAGAGGAUGAGUUUGAUAAACAUUUAGCUCAAACAGUUCCGAAUCUUCCAUUUGCUUCUGAGUGUGAAUUAAAACCAUCAGAUGUUCUAAAACCAAAUCAACAUAAUGUAUAUGGUAACGCUGCAGGGAUAAUGCAGCAGGAUAUGAGCCAACCACCUCCUGGAUAUCCUCCAGCUUUUGUUUCCCAAGGUGCUAAUAUUCGACAGCCUAUGCAUCAAAAUCAAAAAAGUCCUCUUCUUGAUGAACGACAAGACUCGCAAGAUUAUCAAUCUGCUCAAACAAGACGUGAUAGCAGUAGCGUUGAAAUAGUAAACUUAGACUCGGUGAGAUCUCAAAGCAGGUCACCAGACCGUUUUGGACGCCACAGUAGGUCUAGAUCUCCCCGUCAUCGUGGUCGAGACAGGGAGCGUGAUAGGAAUAGAAAAUCUCGAUCAAGAAGUCGAUCACGACGAAGGAGAUCACGUUCAAGAGAUCGUAAACACGAUGACAAUCGAGACAAAAUAACUGAAGAGGAAAGAGAAAAAGAAAGAGAGAGAAGGAAACGUGGCUUACCGCCAAUUAUGAGAGAAAAGAUGAGUGUUUGUAGUACAACACUCUGGGUUGGACAUUUAUCAAAACUUGUACACCAGGAAGAACUUUCUGAUACCUUUGGUGAAUUUGGUGACAUCGUUAGUAUUGAUUUAAUUUCACCAAGAGGUUGUGCUUUUAUAUGUAUGAACAGGAGACAAGAUGCUUAUCGAGCUUUGACAAAAUUGAAAAAUCAUAAAAUGCAGGGUAAAGCUAUUACAUUAGCUUGGGCUCCAGGAAAAGGAGUAAAAGGAAAAGAAUGGAAAGAUUACUGGGAAGUAGAGCUAGGUGUUAGCUAUAUUCCUUGGAAUAAACUGAAUAAUGUAAAAGAACAUGAUCUCGAGUUAUUAGAGGAAGGUGGAAUGAUUGAUGAAGACACAUUGCCGCCUAGUUUAAUAGGAAAACUGAAGCACUCUUCAUCGAAUGAUGUUAAUGUACAACAAGGAAUGCAAAUGCAAAUAGGUGGUGCACCGAUUCCCACAUUGACUGAUGGUAUUGUAAAUGUAAUGCCACCAGUAUCAGGAUCUCAACCCCAACCAAUUGUAGACACAAGUCAGCCACCGCCAAUAAGAGCGACGGCAUCAACGAAUUUAAUGCCUCCUACAAGUGCUCAAUUGCCAAUGAUACCACCAGGAUUUCCAAUGACUGGAGUACCACGUAUGCUUGGACCAAUGGGUUUGCAAAUGGCUCACGGCUUGAUGCCAAAUGUACCGAUUGGAGUACCUCCUCCAAAUAUGCAAAGUCUUUUAGGUCCUCCAGGAAUGAUGCAUUCAAUGCUUACGCCUCCAGUUAAUUCUCCAUUUGGUACAGGUGUUGGUGUUGGCCUUUUAACUCAGAUUCCACUUCCAGCACCCGCUGCUCCUUCAGAUAAAUCGAAUUCAACAGGAAUGCCUCAUAAUGUUCCUCCAAUGGGAGUGCCACCACCUACAGGAGAAACAAAUUUACCAAAUCUUCCAAUGCUUCGCCAGCCAUUUGGUGUUGGCCCUCCACCUCCACCAAUGCAACAAAUGCCUAUGCAAGCUCAGCAUUCUGACGAUAUGGAUGUUGAAAUGGAAGACGCUAUGCCUCAAAGUACAUCAAAUCCUCCUAAAGAUAAGCCUAAUUUAAGUGAUCAAUUAUUAGCAGCUAUGAAUAAAAAUCAAAGUAAUAAUGAAAGAAUGGACAAUGAACGAGAUUUUAGGGAUAGAGAUAGAGAAAGAGAUCGUGAUAGGCGAGAUCGAAAUGAUCGUGAUAGAGGUGAUAGGAAUGGUAAUGAUGCUCGAGGUAGAGAUCGAGGAAGAGGAAGAGACAGAGGUCGUGAUAGGAGAAGAGAUGGAAGGGAUCGAGAUAGAGACGACAGAAGAGAUCGUGAUCGUGAUAUGAGACCACAUGAUGGUCCAAUACCCCUUCAAGUUCCAGGCAUGGGACUUUUACAAGAACCACCGAUACAUAACGUGGACAUGAUACCGAAGAAAGAUAAAAUGAGUCUUGCAGAUAGAUUAAGGCAGCUGGCAGAUGGAACUUUGCCAUUAGAUGAUAGAAUGGAUCGAGGAAUUAGAGGUGAUAGAAAUGAUCGUAGCAUGGAUAGAGGUGAUAGACCACCACCAUUUGAAGAUGUCCAAGGUAAUAGAAGACCCGGAGAUGGUCCUCCAUCGUUAAUGGAUCUUCCAAAGUUUUCAAUACCACCUGGAGAUCGACCAGAUUUCGGACCUAGAGGCCCAGAUUUUCCACGAGGACCUCAAGAUCUUCGAGAUUUUCCUCGAGAUCGAGAUAGACCAGGAUUCGGCCCCAGAGGAGGUCUACGAGGGCCAAUGGAUGAUUUUCCAGAUCAUAGAAUGCACGGUGGUCGAUUUCCUGAUGAGUUUGAUCGGCUUGGGCCUGCUGGACCGCGCCCAGAUGAUUUCGAUCUUCGUUUAGGACUUGCAAGAGAAGAGUUUGAACGUGCAGAACUUCGUGGACGUCAUCCAGUUGAUGAUUACGAAGCUGAACGAUUUGAAUUUGAAAGACGUCAAAGAGAAGGAUUUGACCCAAGAAUGCCCGAUGGAUUUGAUCUUAGAGCACAUCCUGACCAUCCAGAUUUUGAUCCCAGGAGGAGAGACUUUUAUGGACAUAUGGAUCCAGGAUUUGCACCUUUGAUGGGAGCAAGGGGUCCAAGAGGGCCUAUGGGUCCUGAUGGAUUUGGAUCAAGACCUGGAAUGGGAGCUAGAGGUCAUGGUCCACCCAUGUUCCAUCGAGGAAUGGGCCCACGAGGAAUGAGAUCAGGAAUGCGUCCUCCAUUCGGACCUCGAGGGCCUCCUUUUGAUCCGCGUGAAGGUGAAGCUUUCUUCAGAACUCCAUUUGAUGAUGGUCGUGGUCCUCCUCCUUCUUCACACAUGAGACCUCCUUUUGGUGGACCACCGGCACCUCUAAUACCAGAAAAUCCAUGGAGAAAUCAGGAUAAUGGUCCAAUAAAUCCGUGGGCUAAUGUUGACAGCAAUAAUGGACCUGAAUCGGAUGAUCAUGGGCGUGAAAAUCAUGUUAAUCAAAGAGACAAUCCAAAAGGACAUGGUAAGCAUCAGGAUCGUGAUAGAGACAAUAGGAAUUUGAGAAAUAGAAAAUCUCGAUGGGGAAAUGCAAGUCCUCCUCCAGCUGAUCAAGCUGAUAUGUCUACAUCUGAACAAGACUGCGAAGAUGAUAGAAAAAGAAAUGAGGAGGAUAAUCGAGAGUCAAGUAAUGACCAAAAUUUGAGAAACCUUCAAGAAAUUCCAAAUGAACCAGAAGAAUUAGAAGAAUCAACUCAACCUCAGAAUCCUGAUGAAGAUAGUGCCAUUAAAAGUUCUGAAGAAAAUCACGUGGUGUCUAAUAAUAAUCCUGAAAAUUCACAGAAUGAAACAUUUACGAAUAAUGAACAUGAAAAUUCUGAUAAUAACGAUUUUGUAAAGUGUACGGAAACGAAUGAAGCUGAUGAAACAGGGAAACAAGUACAUAUUGAAGAAAGGGAACCAACGGAAGCAGUGGAAAAUCAAAAUGAAAGUGAACAGACGGUGAUAGAAACAGAAGAAAAGUUGUAACAGAUUUAAAUACGCUUUUAGGAUAUUGAGAGUGACUAAAGUAAAGGACUGAAUUGGAUCUCUCAGACCUAAAAGGGUUUAUUUUGUAAAUUAUCCACACAAUAAGGUGUACAUAAAAAGAAAUUAGAUGCACUAAGUGGGAAAUAUCUUAAAAAAAGUUAUGGACAGUUGGAAGUUUAAGUGCUGGCCUUUGGAGUGGUAGGAAAAAAACUAAGUGAGUCCAGUGAGUCUCGAUUAGAAUAUUCUUCUCUUUCUCUAUUUUUUUUUUUUUUGCUAUUUUACUUUUAAUGAAUUUUCAUUUAAACAAAAAAUUAGUAAAAAUUAGGCAAACACAAGAAACAAAAUUAUUAAUUUAUGUAAAUUAGAGUUCGGAGAAGUUUUCUUUCGAUUGAGAAUUGCUGCUUAAACAUUGCUGUGAUAGUGAACACAGGACCUAUUAAAUAUGUCAUUAAUGUCCUAGAGAGUAAAAUUAUACAGAAUUGAAAUCAUUGAUUUAAUGUCAUAGUUUCUAGAAUGAAACGUAAGUGGAAAGACAACAAAAAAUUUUUUGAGCAUCCCGAUAAAUAAUUUAAUUUUAAAUAAUUUUUUUUAAAUAUCAUUAGAAAAUAUUUUUUUGAAUCUUUCUGUAAUCAAUUAUUAUCAUCACCCAAGGUACGAUACAGCGACAGUAAUGUACCUCAUACGAAACAAAUAUGAUAGGAACGAAAGAAAAAAUACUUUAAUAAGUAAUUUAUUGAAUUGUAAAUAAUUUUAUAUUUUUCUAGUAGAAAAAAUUAAUUAAAUGAAUAUAUUGUGCAAAUAGUUGCUCAAUCAAUAAUACAAAUAAAUAUUUUAUACGUAUUGUUUUUUAACAAAAGCAAAUACGGCGUUGUCAUUCCAA
Chelonus insularis is the source of this 5626-nucleotide messenger RNA. It is a transcript of the gene Isha, whose product is annotated as Insulator su(Hw) mRNA adaptor. Gene Ontology annotation, molecular function: RNA binding. Gene Ontology annotation, cellular component: nucleus. Lineage: Eukaryota; Metazoa; Arthropoda; Insecta; Hymenoptera; Braconidae. The transcript is spliced from 7 exons. The coding region runs from base 136 to 4746 and encodes 1536 amino acids. The record is from RefSeq and is a predicted model, not a curated record.